AUGCAGUUGACCGCCGCCAUCCUUGUUCUGUCAACAAUCUUGACGUGCCAUCAAACACUGGCAUCAAACAUCCAAAAACGGUCCUCGUGCAGCAAUUUCACCCUCGCAGCAUACGAAGGCCUGCCUUAUCUGGACUUACGUCCAGGCCCACACACCCAUCGGAUAAGCAAAGGCAUCGAUUGCAAAAACAAGACUGAGAAAUGUCCAAUCACAGCGGGCGGCUACGUCGGAGAAAAGCCAACAUUAAAUAUCACGACCGACUCUCCUGAUUCGAUUUUCAAACUCAUCGGACAUACGAAGAAUGGGUAUAAUUUUACGUCCAUACUGUCUGAUAUUGGCACGCAUCACUACGAGAUUUUGAUCGGGACAUCUGGUUGGGUGACAUUUACACCUAGGGAGAGUUGUGUGACUGGCACACUUACUGGUUGUGAGGGCGAUAUCGUCGAUGAGACCGUCGUUCGAGCAUGUACACCAUAUCUUCAGGACAAUGUGAUUGAUGGGAAAUUCGCCUGGGCUGAGAGAGUUCCCUCGGAGUACGACUUGAGCUGCAAUCCGGCCAACACAACUGCUGCUAAGACUUCUGGAAAUGCUACAGAUUGUGAGUCUGAUGUGAAGGACGACGACAAGAAGAACGUGGCUGGUUCACUGAAUCACUUUGGCUCGUUCCAACCGCCUCGCAAACAGCAAAGAAAUCCGAAAACUAUGCAGACGCUCACGCCAAACGCGACAGGAAAAUCCGUGAAGCCGAAGCCAAAUAUAAGGAAGAAGUACACAAACUAG
Aureobasidium pullulans EXF-150 is the source of this 780-nucleotide messenger RNA. RefSeq lists its product as uncharacterized. The transcript has 2 exons. The record is from RefSeq and is a predicted model, not a curated record. Bases 1 to 780 code for a protein of 259 amino acids. Lineage: Eukaryota; Fungi; Ascomycota; Dothideomycetes; Dothideales; Saccotheciaceae.